This is a messenger RNA of Phytophthora infestans T30-4, 1824 nucleotides long. RefSeq lists its product as uncharacterized. Bases 1 to 1824 code for a protein of 607 amino acids. The transcript has a single exon. Gene Ontology annotation, cellular component: plasma membrane. Gene Ontology annotation, biological process: protein processing. NCBI's taxonomy places the organism in Eukaryota, Oomycota, Peronosporomycetes, Peronosporales, Peronosporaceae. The record is from RefSeq and is a predicted model, not a curated record. Gene Ontology annotation, molecular function: metalloendopeptidase activity.
AUGAGGUCAUUCGCUCCCACUGGCCUUGGACUGCUGCUCGCCUUCGCUCACAACGCAGCCGAUGCUGCUCUUCCAAAGGAAGUUGCGGCGUUGAUUGACACGGCGGCGGACCCGUGUACCAAUUUCUACCAGUACGCGUGCGGGCAGUUUCUGAAGACGGCAACGUUUCCACAGGGUCAACCAUAUGCUUCCUACGGUUGGGACGAUCUCAAUAAUCAAGCGGAAGCCAUGUUCAUGGCUAUUCUCGCCAAUAAACAACUACCGGUCCUCUCCGACUACUACGCGUCGUGUAUGGACACUAAUAUCAUUAACGCGCUCGGGAACAAGCCACUUCAAGCUCGACUCCAGCGCAUCGACGCCACCAAAUGCAAGGCCGAUCUGAGUCACCUCGUUGGCGAGCUCGCUACCAGUUCAUCGUGGAUGUUUGUCAACGCGACCACAGGCUUUGGUGGGGCACCGUACGACCAAGAACUGAUCAUAGAAAACCUCCAGCUGCCGUUCGACCAGACGGACUUUCUGGAUGUCACCAAGUUGAGCGCCGAGCGUCCACGCAUGCGUGAGUACAUUGGUAAGGCGCUGACACUCGCGGGUGUUAAGACAUCGAGCGGUAAGAGUGUCAACAUGACCGCGACGGCUGACAUGAUCAUCGAUACAUACAAGAAGUCGGUCGAUCUGCGACCGACCGACGAUGAGCUCAACAACGACGACAAUAUAUUAUCUCAUAGUGAGACACUGAAGCGUUACCCGCUGUCAUACAAGGGCAUGAUCGAGGGCACGAAGCUGAAGGUGAACCCGAAGUCUACCAUUAACUUCAACUCGCUGAAGUGGAUGGACCGUGUCGAGAAGGAGCUUUGGGGGUCGCUCUCGCUCGAAAAUCUGAAGCUAUUCUACACAUUCGUCGACGUGCACGGCAACCAGCAAUUCCUGAGCGACGCGCUUAGAAAGAACGACGCUGACUAUUUCAAGUACGUCUUGGACAGCCGCGAUUCCUUUUGCAAAAAAGACGUGAUCGAUCGAAUGCCGCAUCUGGCCACCCAGUACAUUUACUCCCAAUACUUUAGCGACGACCGUCGGGCGUAUCUGCAAAACAUGGCAGGUCUCAUCAAGCAGGCAAUGCAAACCGAACCCUCGAACGCCACUUGGCUGGACCCGUCGACACGCAAGGAAGCGAUCGCCAAAGUGGGUCGGGUCAUGACGCUUUUUGGUAAAUCCCCGAAGUAUUCCACCCCGCCAGUGAAGGUCAAAGCCGCUACGUUCUUUGACAACGUUAUCGCGCUCAAGACGUGGAAUUUCCACAACGACUACUUUGCAAACGUCGGCAAGCAACCAGACCAGCAAAUCUGGACCCUCCACCCUGACGAGGUUACUGGUCUCUACCUGCUUAUCCAGAAUAGUGUUCAGUACUCGGUGGGAAUUUUGCAGCCUCCUUUCUUCAGCAGCAAUCUGCACCCUGCACAGAACUUUGGUUCGACCGGCACUUUGAUCGGGAGCGACAUAACUAAACCGGUUAGCGUGUACGGCCGACAAGUGGACCAAUUCAGGCACACGCGUAACUGGUUCUCGGAAAAGGACAACGCCGCGUACAACUCGCGUGCGCAGUGCAUGAGCGACCAGUACAGCGCACAGGUGCUAUAUGACAAUAACGGCAAACCGUUGGGCCACGAGGAUGGCAGCGCGUUGGUAGAGGAUAAUGUGCUUGUCAACAACGCUGUGAACGUUGCGCUCGUGGCGCUUCACAAGUGGAUGACAAAGAACCCAUCGUUCCCGACGAACGGUGUGACCGCGGACGAAGUGGAUAAGCUCUACUAUUUGUCGUAUGCCUAG